Carassius auratus (goldfish) is the source of this 3233-nucleotide messenger RNA. RefSeq names its product interleukin 4 receptor, tandem duplicate 1 (gene il4r.1). The record is from RefSeq and is a predicted model, not a curated record. Bases 429 to 2087 code for a protein of 552 amino acids. Gene Ontology annotation, molecular function: cytokine receptor activity; protein binding. Gene Ontology annotation, biological process: production of molecular mediator involved in inflammatory response; cytokine-mediated signaling pathway; immunoglobulin mediated immune response. The transcript has 10 exons. NCBI's taxonomy places the organism in Eukaryota, Metazoa, Chordata, Actinopteri, Cypriniformes, Cyprinidae. Gene Ontology annotation, cellular component: external side of plasma membrane; membrane.
UAACGAAGAAUAUUCUUCUUUUAUCUUUUUUUUUUUUUAGCUUUGACGUCGAAAUGGAGGUUUUUCCACUGAAUUCCGGUGUGGUGUUUGUGCAGGCUCGAGAUCAGCGUGAACGCGCGUCUGUCCAAUAGCAUUUGUCAGGAACAGCAGAGGCUCGAGCAGGACUGGAGUCAGUGGAACGACGGAACUGCGUGUGUUCCAGGAAAAUUCGAAACGCCCUUUUUCUCGAGUUCCAUUUUGCGAAUAGGGAAGCAUAUGCUCACAAGAAUAUGAAGAAGGCUUAAACUACUUGCUGGGCUACUUGCUGUAUGUGCUUGUGUCUUAAACCGUAUUUAACUGUGUUUAACUAGCCUAUAGAGUGUUUAGUAAACUCGGUUUCUUACAGGCAACGUGCUGUAAAAUACAGUCUAAAGGACGUAGGCUACAGGAUGUCUUCCACAAUUUUUAAGUAUCAGAUCCUCCUCACCCUCAUCUGUAUUGCAGUGUGUUACGAGCCCACAAAGGAGGACUUGAAGUGUUUUAAUGACUAUGAGACAGAAAUGAAAUGCAGUCUCUACUCUGAACGUCUCCAAAGAUGCUCUGGACUCAAGCUUGACAUUACUCAUGAAUUAUCCAAUACGUUUAAAAAUUAUACAUGCAUCUUUGAGAGAAGUCAUCACAGUGACAAUUGUGAGUGCAUUAUUCCAGUGGAUGAGUUUGUUGCAUUGGAGAACUUCAGUACUACACUUCUGGAAGGAUCAAAUGUUUUAUUAAACAAAACAUUUGUGACUUCAGACUUCAUCAAACCUAAAAGUCCAGUCUUAUCAGUGCAAAAGACUGAAAAUGGAAACUUUAAUGUAACUUGGGAUGACCAAUAUGGAAAAUAUGGUUUGGUUGGAAGAAAUUUUGUUGAAAGCUUACAAAUAAAUCUGAUCUAUGGCAUCAAAGGAGGACACAAAAAUAUAUCCAAGACAGUGCAGAACACUGUGGGAUGCCAUGAGAUUGUAGCCGAAAAUCUCCAACCAAAUACUAACUACAUUCUGACAGCAACAAUGAGCACUGACUAUAAUGAUCAUAGUAUAUUUAGUGACCAGAGCGCAGCAGUUGAGUUCACCACCUCCUCAUCCCCAAAUGAAAUAGCCAAAAUUAUGAUUCCACUUCUCUGUGCUGCUUUAAUCAUCAUCAUUAUUGUUUUCUUCAUCUGCAUUUUGAGAAUGAAGACGAAUUGGUGGGACAAAAUCUCCAAGCCAAAAGUGGAUACCAAUCUUGGAGAUGAGAAGGGUUAUAUGUUGCCUCCAUUUGCUAUGAAAUCCUCUCCAAUCCAAGUAGAGAUUCCAACACUGGACCUUCAGAAGAAUACGAAUUUGAUCUCGGCAUUAUCAGUAGAUACAAACAAUGAAAAAAGUUCCCACAGUGUUGAGUCAGCACCUGUGGAUUAUGGCCAGGCUGGCCCUGAUAGCAACAUCAACAUUCAAUUACUUGUUGAGCAGGCAUUGGAUGAGGUGUUUAGUUUAAACCCCAAAGCAAACCCAUCACCAUUCCCUGCCAACAAUCCGGAUAUUACGAGAAGCUCAUACAAGAGUGUUGACUGUUUGAGUUCCUCAAGAGAACACAGCCGUGCAAACCGAGACUCGGGCAAUUGCUCUGGCUCAUCGGUUUUCAGCAAUGUGCCAUAUUUUGUAUCAGGCACUGAUGAUUCUUUAUUCUCGGAUACAGGCAAUACAAGCCCAUAUGAGUGCUUCAGCAGUGUAUUAGAAAAGGGAAAUGAUCCCGAUAGUUGUGUGAAACUUCCGAAUUCUGUUGGUGCUGAUGAGAAAUGCAUCAGGGAAAGUCAUAUCACCAGCACAAAUCCACCCUUUACCCCAUCGAUUCUGGAUGGCGGCAUUGUCACACCAAGUGAUAAAGGAUAUGAGCCUUUUCAAGGCUUAACAAAGAGCACAGAAGGACAGUGGAUCACAAGCAUCGGUACUGAACAAGCCCUUAAUGCAUGUGGAGCUUUGAAAUUCCCCCACAGCACUGGCCAAGAUCCCACAUCUGUGCAGCAAAGUCCUUGGGCCUCUUCUUUCUCAUCUGUUAUUCCAGUAGACAGUUCAUAUCAGUGUGUUUAACUGGGCUGUAAAAACAAAAGAUAAGUACAUGCCCAGAAUCUUUAAUCCUUUUUUGCAUGCAGUGUCUAGAUUUACAAUGAAUAUUUAAUCUGAAAAUAUGACUGGUAAUAAGAACUAUGCGAACUUUGUUUAUCGUUUGCUCAGGCUUAAAGCCAAAGCCAUGAAUUCAGGUUUUUCUAGCUACUUGUGCGAUAAGAUGUUGAACAAUGCCUUUUAGGGAUACUCCACCCAUUAAAAUGAUCUCAUGCUGUUCCAGAUGACUUUCUUUCUACUGUGGAACACAAACAAAGAUUUUUAGAAGAAUAAUCCAUUUUAGUGAGUCCAUAAAAUGCAAGUGUAUGUUAGUAAAUGAUCGGAGAAUAGUCCUUUUUCAGGUGGAAUAUCCCUUUAAAUGCCUGUUGAGAUCAUAUACAGUAACUAGUUAUUCUUGUUAUUCAUACUUAUGAUCUUUUAUUUUACACAUAAUGCCAUAAGUGACACCAAGUCAAAUUUGCAAAGGCAAAUUUUAAAGUCAUGAUAACAAUACACCUCUUAUUCUGUUUAAUUGUGCUGUGGAAACAAAUGUUGGGUAUGUUUACAUUCUAACUAUUGAUCUCUAGAGUUGCACUGGAUACUUUGAAAAUAUUACCAUUAAUGAGAAACUUUGUUAAAAGCUAAAUCCAGGAUCCACUCUUUUAACAAUAAGGGGUUAUGCAGUGACUUAAAUUCUCUUGGAAGUCAUGUAUUAUUUUUCUUGGCAUUGACAUUUUUAUUACAUUAUACGACAUUUGCUAAUGGCAUUAUUAGAGGGUCUAUACUUGCUGCCUCAGUUUGUGAAUAGAACUAGUAUUUUUCUAUAGGAUGUUGUUUCAACAACAACAAAAUAUAUUUUUGUAUAUAUGGUACAUUUCAAUGUAGAUGAAACUGUCAUCUUUUGUGUUUUGCUGUCAGCAGGACAGUGGUUUAGUCUUCAAAGACUCCACUCCACCUCAGUUGGUUCAUAAACAGUUAUUGUCAGCCUGUGUACAGUUACUAUGCUGUUAAACAGGUGAUUGGUACGUGCAUGAAACAUUUCAUUAUUUGUGUAUGUAAUCACUACAGGUCCACCUACACUAUGGCAUUCUAACAAAAACGAAAGCACUUCUCAAUAAAAGCAAUGUAAAUGUA